AUGUCAUAUCCACAAUUUGGAUAUCCCUACUCGUCUGCUCCACAAUUCCUGAUGACAACCAACUCUCUGACCACUUGCUGCGAGUCCACCGGCAGAUCCAUAGCCGACUCCGGAGUGGCGGCGUCCGGGCAGACACCGGUCUACUGUCCCGUGUACGAGAGCCGGCUGCUGGCCACGGCGAGGCAUGAACUCAGCUCGGCCGCAGCGCUGGGCGUGUACGGGAGUCCCUACACCGGCAGUCAAGGCUACGGGAAUUACGUUACGUACGGCACCGACGCCUCGGCGUUCUACUCGCUGGGCACAUUCGAUACUAAAGAUCCCACAGCUUCUGCGCAUGCGGGAAUAACCCAGGCAACAGCCUACUAUCCUUAUGAUCCUACCUUGGGACAGUACCAGUAUGACAGAUAUGGUUCCAUGGAUGGGGGUACAAGGCGGAAGAACGCUACACGGGAGACGACCAGCACGCUGAAGGCCUGGCUGCAGGAACACAGGAAGAACCCGUAUCCGACUAAAGGAGAGAAGAUCAUGCUGGCCAUCAUCACCAAGAUGACCCUGACGCAGGUCUCCACAUGGUUCGCCAACGCCAGGAGGAGGCUCAAGAAGGAGAACAAGAUGACAUGGCCGCCCAGAAACAAGGGCUCAGAGGAGAAGAGAUAUGACGAGGAUGAAGAUGGGUCUCAGGAGGAGCAGAUAAAAAGCGAGAACAAUGAGGAUGAGACCAGAAGUCGACCUGAUAAAGAUCUCCAGUUGAGCGAUUUGGAGGAUUUCGACACGCUGGAGUCCGAGAGCUCGGAGUGUGAGCUGAAGCACCGAUACCACAUGAACACACACAUGACAACGACGGGCGACUGCCCCGCCGAACACCUCAUCAAGGAUUCCUCUCUGAAAAUCUCCAUCCCUGUUUCUCUGGGAGGGGAGCAGGACUUGAGCAAAAGUUGUCUCAAAACGAACCCGGAGGAUUUCCAGCCGGACAGCAGACAGCAAGCAAAAGCGUGUUAUAACCAACAGCAGCAGCAGCAGCAGCCAGGGCACCAGCUACUAGACGGCAAGCCUCGGAUCUGGUCUUUGGCACAAACUGCGACCUCACUGAACCAGACCGAGUACCCGUCCUGCAUGCUGAGGUGCCAGCAGCAGCCUCCCUCUUCCCUCACCCCAUCUCCCGCCGCUACCUCACCCGUGACCGGCCCGGACAACAGGCAGGACUCGCCGGUCACGACCCUGAGAAACUGGGUGGACGGAGUUUUCCACGACCCCUUGUUCAGGCACAGCACUUUGAGCCAGGCUCUGACCAACACCACCGUCUCUUGGAGCACGAACAACAAGGAGGCCGAGAGGAGCACGGCGGCCUUGCAGCAGCAGCAGCAGCAUCAGCACCAGGACUCCUCCAAAGACAGUAGUGUCAUGAGUUUCCCAAAAACUAUCAACAAACUCUUCUGCUCCUAA
This is a messenger RNA of Anoplopoma fimbria (sablefish), 1443 nucleotides long. RefSeq names its product iroquois homeobox 4a (gene irx4a). The record is from RefSeq and is a predicted model, not a curated record. The coding region runs from base 1 to 1443 and encodes 480 amino acids. Gene Ontology annotation, cellular component: nucleus. Lineage: Eukaryota; Metazoa; Chordata; Actinopteri; Perciformes; Anoplopomatidae. Gene Ontology annotation, molecular function: DNA-binding transcription factor activity, RNA polymerase II-specific; RNA polymerase II cis-regulatory region sequence-specific DNA binding. Gene Ontology annotation, biological process: cell development; regulation of transcription by RNA polymerase II; neuron differentiation. The transcript is spliced from 5 exons.